GUGCCACAGGGACUACUAAAGAUGUAGCAGAAGAAUCCGUAUCAGAUGAUGACAAAAGGAGGAACUAUGGUGGCGUGUAUGUUGGCCUGCCAUCGGACGCGGCUGCCAUGGUUUCCAGUCAGACGAAAGCUGCACCAAAAGUUUUAACACAACAAAAUGCUGCUGUCAGCAUGUACACCACAGAGUUCAGUCACUGACUGGUGCUUCCAAAAUUUGCUGCAAAACAAAAAAAUGAAGAAAAAUAACCAUAUUAACCAUAAUAAUAGUGGCUGGUUUUGGAACAAUAGUACCUUUGUUGCAUGGUUUUUUUAAAUGGUGUUCUAAAUUAGCGAUAUGUUACAAUGUUUUAACCAUCUUUACCUUUUGUUUUCUAAUUAAGAUUAGAAGGAAGUAAACACAUCAAGAUCCAAACAGC
Messenger RNA from Pelecanus crispus (Dalmatian pelican), 415 nucleotides. The record is from RefSeq and is a predicted model, not a curated record. NCBI's taxonomy places the organism in Eukaryota, Metazoa, Chordata, Aves, Pelecaniformes, Pelecanidae.